Molecule: messenger RNA, 930 nt
Organism: Salvia miltiorrhiza (redroot sage)
Lineage: Eukaryota; Viridiplantae; Streptophyta; Magnoliopsida; Lamiales; Lamiaceae
Product: probable pectinesterase 29
Exons: 3
Coding region: 1-930 (309 amino acids)
Biological process (GO): cell wall modification
Molecular function (GO): pectinesterase activity
Source: RefSeq, a predicted model, not a curated record
AUGCAACUAGUGUCUAAGACGAUCUCCGUUGAUCCGUUGGGGAGAGGCGGUUUCAGAAGCAUCCAGGCAGCCAUUAACUCCGUGCCUUCAAACAACAAGAUAUGGAUUCAAAUAAACAUCGGAAGAGGCGUGUAUAGGGAAAAGGUUAAAAUACCUUCGGACAAGCCGUACAUCUACCUUAAAGGAGCAGGAAUGACAAACACAGUGAUAGAGUGGAAUGAUCAUGGCUCCAUUGACACGAGCCCGACUUUCGAUUCUCAAGCUCAUCACACAAUCGCGAGGGGCAUCAAAUUCGUGAACUCGUACAACUCUCCCCCUAAUGGUAACAGAAAUCCGGUGGAGAGAGCAGUGGCAGCUCGGAUUCAAGGCGAUAAAUCGGCCUUGUACGAAUGUGGAUUCUUCGGAUUGCAGGAUACACUAUGGGAUGUGGAAGGCAGGCAUUACUACAAAAACUGCAUGAUUGAAGGCGCCAUAGAUUUCAUCUUUGGUACUGCUCAAUCCCUAUACGAGGGGUGCAGCAUAUCAGUAGCUGCAGGGGGUCUGAAGGGAAGCAAAGGCUACAUAACGGCGCAAGGGAGGGUGAAUCCGGGAGACAGCAACGGCUUCGUGUUCAAGCAAUGUAAGAUUUUUGGAAGUGGGCAGGCAUUUCUGGGAAGGCCGUGGAGAAACUACGCGAGAGUGGUGUUCUACGAGACGCAGAUGUCGGAGGUGGUAGUGCCUCAAGGAUGGUAUAUUUGGAACAGCGGCGGGCACGAGGGGCAGCUCACGCUGUCGGAGUAUAAUUCUCACGGCCAAGGGGCCAACAUUCGGGAGAGAGUAGAGUGGGCCAAGAACCUCACUGCCAAAGAGGCCAACACCUUAGCCAGCGUUUCCUUCAUUGAUGAGGAAGGCAGCUGGAUGAAUCAAGUAUUAAGCAUUUUCGAUGCUUAA